Symbiodinium necroappetens is the source of this 350-nucleotide messenger RNA. Lineage: Eukaryota; Dinophyceae; Suessiales; Symbiodiniaceae. The record is from the annotation of a GenBank genome assembly.
GACCCGCGUGCUUGCUCUUCUCAUUGAGCUCACUGCUGAAGCGGAUUCCCUGCAACUGGCCAAGCUGAAGGUGCUUCGUCUGCUCCCCGCUGCUGGUUUGAUGACGCCAGAACGAGACCAUCGUCACCGCCGACAGGCAGGUGAAGCUCGCUGUGCCUGUGGUCGCGGCACUCCCACCAUAGAGCAUAUCAGCUGGAAGUGCUCCUGCCCAGCGCAUCAUCACAAGGAGGUGAAGACGGUUCAGGCAUCCUUGAUUUCUAUUUGGCAGCAUCACAUCUCCGAUUGGGGCGAUGAUCCAACGGACCAGGCCUUUGUCCAGCUGCCAUCGACUCCCCCUGCCGUGGGGCCGG